GAAAACGGAACACACGACCGAGACGAAGAAAAAGAUUGAUUUUUCUUGGGCUACAAAAAAUUUUCAUUCGAAUCGUCGUGUACGUCCAAAAGUUUAAGUUGUGUGUGGUGCGUGAUUGUUGGUUGAAAAUUCCCUAAAAAAUAACACAAAAUAAAACCAAUUUCUCACCCUCUACCAACAAUUAAAAACUUACACUUUACAAAAAUCAAACAACCAAAAAGAAAAGAAACGAAAAAUAACAAAAAUCUGUAAUGUCGCAAAAACACUAGAAACAAAAUACCUACCUACAUAAAAACCAAAAGUACGAAAAACACGGAGCUUCCCAAAAAGAAAAUGGUGUGAUAAAGCAAGAAAAUAAAAAUGGUGAAGACAUUUAAAUAAAUCAAAAUUCUGAAAACGCAGUUUUUGCCAAUGAGCUAAAAUAAAUUUGUCGACGAAAGAAAAAAAUUGUGUACAAGAAAUUUUUCAUUUCCGAGCAAAAAUCCCGAGGGCAGAAACUGUUUUUGAAAUGAAAAAGACUUCACCAAGUGACAUUGCAAAAAUGGAUUCACUUAAAAUUCCAAAAGGAGGCUCAAGUAAACCACCGUCUGGUAGUGUCCCAAUCACAGUACGAUUCAAUGCUGGCGAGGAAAGCCUCGAUGACAUAUUUCAAUCGUUUCACAACAGUGCCAGUGGUGGCGGUGGCGUUGGCGGCGGUGGAGGCGGAGGUGGUGCUGGGGAUUCCCUAUCAAGCAGCCCCCAACAACAGAACCCAGAUGAAGUCAACUCACGAAAUAACUUCCUCCAAGGAAACUUCUUCAAUCGCAAAAGAUCUGGUAGUAUAGAAGGACCAAACAGUUCAGCGGCAAGUGUAAUAAACACUCUAUCAUCAAGCGAAUCAAAUUCGGUGGGGACAUGGAAAUUAAUAAAAGGAAAAGUCUCACAAGCUAUGGAAGACAUAAAAUCAUCCAAAAGCACUAAUCAACUUCUAGGAAAAGUUGACGAUCCAGAUUCAGAUCAAGAAAAUGCCACAAUCAACAGUUCCAUAAGUGAUGAACUAUCAUUGGAAGCUUUUAAGUGUGAUUCAGAUUCUGAUAUCGAACCGGAUAUUCUACUCGAAGGUGAUGUUGAACGAUCUCGUAUACAUCGUUCCAUCGCUCACAUAAAAUCCAAAGUUAAAUCUCGAACCCAAGCAGCUCCCAUUCCCGGAAAUAAGACUUCACUAACAAUAAACAGCAGUAAUAGUGGCAGUGCUAGCAGCGUCGGUAGUAUCAAAAAAGAUCCCAGUCCCAGUCGUGGAACUACUCCGGCACCGUCUGCCGGUCAAUCCCUUCGAAGUACAUUCUUAAGAAAACGAAAGAAGCCUGUAGUUGAGGGUGCCGAAGCAGCAGUAGCUGCAACUGCCACACCAUCAGCCCCAACACCCAUUGUUGAAAAAAAGGGUAUCAUUGCAGGCAAGAAAGAUGUUGAAAUUGAAUCUGGGGUAGAAAUGUUAGAGGAUAUGGUUCCUCCAGUUGUUCCAUCAGGCUCUUCCACCAAGCCAACUACUACAGCUGACACAGACAAAUCGGAUGAGAAACCCUCCUCCAGUGAACUUUCAAGCGAUAGCGUUGCCAAGUCUGGAGAACGUAAAAUGAGUGCUACAUCAAUAUCUCCUGAUGGAACAGAGGGUGCAGAAAAGCUUUUAGAUGAAAACCGCUCGUCAGCAUUAGAUGUGACGAAGUCAGAGCCCCACCUAAAUGUUAUUUACGUUUGCUUCAAAAGCAUUCCAUUUUUGUCGUUUUUAACACUUCUAAUUGUUCUUUGCAUUCCAUCGAUUCCUGACUUUGCUCGUGGUGUCUUUUCGUGUCUCUUAGUAAUUGUAAUAUUUAGUUCAGUUUUUGACUACGCUCAGCAACUUAUUGUAUCCCGUGUCUGUGUACACGGACCGGAAAAGACUAAAUUUGAAAUUCCUGACUUCAAGAAAAUGCCAAUAUGUGAAAUUCCUGCCGUGGAAGAGCACAAGACUGUCAAAACCUACACCGGAUGGAUGAAUGAGAUUCAUAGCUAUGAUCCGGGUAAUUAUCAUGUCUCCAUGACUAAAUCGGUUUAUGUUAAGCUUGAUGGAUCCAUGCUAAGAAUUUCAAAUACAACAGCACACGUUUCAAAGCGGCAAAUGUGGAAUGAGCCGCCUAUUGAUAGAAAGACCAUAACAUUUACCCGCCAUCGAACUUUUAAUUUGCUCGGAUGUCGUAUUGAAAUGUUGCCAAGAGGCUUAGCAAGAAAGAGAUAUUUCAGUCGUAAAUAUCCAAUGCAGCUGAUAAUAAAGAACACCGAUGGUCAAUCUUCGGAAGAGACAUUUACUUUUGUAAAUAACAAAGAAGAAAAGCCUCUCAAACGCCCUUCAAGCAGCAAGAGUUUGGAUGAGAAACUCUUGGAUAGUAAAUCAAAUAAAAAUACUGAUAGCAAGGAUAGUUCUUUGGCACCUUCUGGAAUGGUGCAUCAAAAUUCUAUUGAAUCAAUUGAUGACCGUUCAGAGCGCAACGGUCAAACCGAACCAGAAAGUGAUUUGGACUUUGCAGCUACAGUUCUUAAUGCUGAUUUGCAGGGCUUGCAAGAGAAUGUCCCAGAUGUCGAAUUAACUGAGGUCACAGUGCCUUGCGGUGAUGAAACACGGAUUUUACUCUUUGCUCGAGGAGAUCGUGAAAAAGAAGAUUGGUAUAGACGUUUUGUAGCUGCUAGCGUUGGUGACAUAAAUGAUCAAGACCUUCAUUUACCCAAUGUCGUUAUGGUCUCUGAAUCUGAUAUAAAAGCUGCAGCUAAAGCAGCAUCUCAAUUACCAGAGACUGCUAAGAACAAAGAAGACCCAUCAGUUGCAGACGAAACAAAUGCUUGCGAAAAUUUUAUAAAAGCUGAGAAGCUCAAUAAUUCAGAUAAGCCAAAAAAACGAAAUUCCGCUCCUACAGAUAAAGCCGAAUCAACUGAUGCUGAAUCUACAGAUUGGGAAAAAAUUCCCAAUGAAUCUCCAGGCUCUUGUGGUGAUGAGACUUAUGAAGGUUUACUUAUUAGCACAUGUGCAGCUCGAAAUCCCAUUGAAUAUAUUAGAUUUAUGGCUCGUUAUCAGAACGCUUGUAAUCAAACACGCAUUCCAAUUUUUAAAGCUCCAAAUUUGAAGAAACAAAAAACACCAAUAAAAAAUCGUCGUGAGAAACGCCAAGAAGAUGAACUAUGGAAAGGAAUUGAUCAAUCUUUGUUCCUGGGUCCAUGCGGUAGUGUUGUAUGGGCCAAUGUCCUUGUUGGACGUGUUCUCUUCAGUUGCUUAAAUGACCCGAUUCUCUUAAGUAAAAUUCAAGACUUUCUACAAAAGAAAUUAAGUUCCAUCAAAUUACCUGGUUUUAUGGAAGAUGUAUCUAUUACUCAAAUUUUUCUGGGCGAUACACCACCAUUGAUACAUCGUGUUUCCCAACCAGUGAUUGAUGAACGUGGAACAUGGAUCGAUGCAGACCUAACAUACGAAGGCCUUAUGCACAUGACAAUAACAACCAAAUUAAAUUUGUUACGUUUGAAGCGACAACAUACAAAAGUUGUUGUUUCAGACCCGAUGGGAUCUUCACCGAUAAAUGGAAUUCCAUCGAUGGGCAGUUCACCACCUCCAACACUUUCCGAAACCGAUCUAGCUGUGAGCAAUACUGAUCAGCUUAUCGAUGAAGUUUUAACCAAUUGUGCUAUCUAUGACAGUGAUGCUGAGAGUAGUGGUGCUUCAAGUUCUGAAACUGGCAGUCCUACUGUUGGAUCUUUAGAAAAUGCUUCUUCAGAUACUCAAUUUUUCAAUUCUUCACCGGGCAAUGCAAAGCGUUUAUUCAAAAUUGUCGAUCGUAUUGCUGCUUCCAAUCUCUUCCAGUAUGCCACAGAAUUGUCAUACGUCCAAAAAGCUAUGGAAAACAUGAGCACAAACAUUACCUUACGUGUGGAUUUGAAGGGUCUAGUUGGCAGAGUUACAAUAAACAUUCCACCGCCUCCAUCAGACCGGAUCUGGAUGUCAUUCCGUGGACCACCGAGGUUAUGGAUAUCUGCUACCCCAACAGUCGGCGAUCACACCUUCGAUUGGAGUGUCAUAACAAAAGUAAUUGAAAGCAAACUUUGCGAUGAAGUUAACAAAUAUCUAGUUUAUCCAAAUAUGAUUGAUGUAAUUGUUCCAUUCCUUGGCCAAUCUACAUAUAAGGAAUAAUGAGUUUUUAUUAUUACAAAAAUCAUUCUAAAAUUAUGUAUCUAAAUCGAUAGUUUUCCAGUGUGUGAUACAUUUGAAUCGAUUAGAACCUUCCUGAUAAUGAUGAUGAAAUAAUUUUUUAAAAAUACAUAUGAUCUCUUUCAAUCCUAUUCCUUAAACUUAAUAAUAAUAAUUGUAUCUCUAUUUAUCUACAAUUUCAAGAAAAAGAAACUUUCCAUUCGAUUUAUCACUUAAAACUGUGAUUUUAAACAAAACGUAUCUUCGCGUUCUCUCUAUUUACCUCUUCUAUCUCUAAUCUAUCUUUCUGCUCAUAUAAAUAGUUUUUAAUUUGUUUAACAAUCAAAGCAACAUUACUCUUUUUUUUUUCUUUGUACUUCUUAACUCGGUUGUGUUUGUUUUUUAAAUAAUUUUAAAAUGUGAUUACGUUGUUUUUUAUUUUGUUUCUCUAGUUAUCAGAAAUAUCAGUUCAAAUCGUUUUAGUUUAAGACACAUCUAAGUUAGUUUUUAAGGUCACCUUGGUUUUGUUUAAAAAAUAAAAGAAAAUUGUAAAAUUUCUAAUUUAUCCAAAAGUUUAUAGAAAAAAAGGAAAAGAAAAAAAACAUAAAAACUACGAACAAAAGAAAAAAUGUAGAAUUUCAAGAAGAUAUAUGUAAGCACUAUUGUGUUAACAAACAAAAAACAAAAAGAACAAAAAAUAUAGUUAUGAUUUAUUUUUUUACUAAACUUGCACGAGGUAUAUACACGAACUUAUUAUUUAAAAUGUCUUUUUUAUACACAAGAAUAUAAUAUAUUUUAUUUGUUUUCGUUAUUUUUUUUUAUUAUUAAAUAAUUUAAUUAACUGUAAAGAAUAUUCAUGUUUUGUAGUAUUUUAUUUUGUUUCAUUUAAUAAAAAAUAGAUUUAGUUUUUAAGAUAUAAAAAUAGAUUUGAAUAAAUAAAAAUUAUCAAAAAAAAAUAAUAUUUCGUUAGGUAUAACGGUGCUUUGAAUGAGGGUUUAUAUAAAAAUCGAAAACUAAUUGAAUGAUUUAAAUAAAGUAAAUGCCUAUUUAUUUUCAAUACCAA
Messenger RNA from Eupeodes corollae, 5246 nucleotides. RefSeq lists its product as uncharacterized. Lineage: Eukaryota; Metazoa; Arthropoda; Insecta; Diptera; Syrphidae. Bases 509 to 4186 code for a protein of 1225 amino acids. Gene Ontology annotation, molecular function: lipid binding. The record is from RefSeq and is a predicted model, not a curated record. Gene Ontology annotation, cellular component: endoplasmic reticulum. The transcript has 16 exons.